This is a messenger RNA of Drosophila grimshawi, 2214 nucleotides long. Its product is annotated as U3 small nucleolar RNA-associated protein 25 homolog. The transcript has 3 exons. Gene Ontology annotation, cellular component: nucleolus; small-subunit processome. NCBI's taxonomy places the organism in Eukaryota, Metazoa, Arthropoda, Insecta, Diptera, Drosophilidae. Gene Ontology annotation, molecular function: U3 snoRNA binding; rRNA binding. Gene Ontology annotation, biological process: maturation of SSU-rRNA from tricistronic rRNA transcript (SSU-rRNA, 5.8S rRNA, LSU-rRNA). The record is from RefSeq and is a predicted model, not a curated record. The coding region runs from base 65 to 2143 and encodes 692 amino acids.
ACUUGGGCAACAGCUGUUCUCCACGUUUAAACCAUAAACAAGUGGUUUUUAAGAAUUAACGAAAAUGAGGGGGAAGCGAAGAACUAAAGGCUCUCAGCCAAACAGAACUUCCGUUCGAAGAAAUGAAAAGUUUUCGAAAAACAAUAAUUUUAUUCAGAGGAGCAGAGACAUGGAACAAUUGCAUAAAAGGGCAACUCAAUAUCAGAGCACAGUUUCCGGUGAGGAAUCAAAGAUGACCGUAAAUCAAUUACCAUCCGUGAAGGAUGAAAAUGAAUUCUACGAGCAACUUGUCAGUGAAUACCGAUCAGCAGCGGCGCCAACAAUAACAGAAUCGAAUAGAAGCGUUUUACUACGAAAAAAAGUAAAAGAUGUUAAAAACCAGGAAGAAAGAGAUCCUACAGACUUGAAGCCAUACAAUUCAUUUAGUGAGCGGCUUAAUUUCGAUCUCACCUCGGAUGAUAUUACCGAAAUUAUUUCAAAAAUUACGAAAGUAUCGAAAGCUAAAUGGUCUUCGAUUGGCAAAUUCCAAAUUGAAGUGCCAAUUUUAAAAUCUACGACAAGUCCACACGACAACGAUUACAACAAACAACCCCCAGAAACUGUGAAAUCCACAGAUCUGCAGAUAAUGGAUGUCAAAAUGUCAUUAGCGGCAAAUGUUGCCUACCCACUAUCUGCGCUACAGAUUGAAAUAUUGCAGAUUGCCAACAAUUACCUUGACCUUUAUUAUCCUCAGCGUACGCACGCUAAUGCCGAGGAAAUUCGAUACGUAUACUGCCUGCAUGCAGUUAAUCAUAUGCUAAAGACCAGAGCAUUAAUUUUGCGUAAUAAUGAGAAAAUUGCCGGACUCGUCAAGUAUCCAAAUCAACCGCUGUGCGAUGUCGCAAUACCUGAUAGCUUAAGGGAUCAGGGCCUUAAGCGAAUGAAGGCCCUUAUCCUAUUACCUUUUCGAGAAUCCGCGUUAAAAACUGUACAAAUUAUGGCAAGCUUGCUGUUUCCCAAGCAAAAAGGUCAAAAUGCCACCCCUCCGAUUGCAAAGUAUGAUCGUUUUCUUAAUGACUUUUCCGGCAACACUAUUUAUUUCCCAAAAACGAAUCCCAAGCCAUUUGACUAUGAACAAACAUUUAGCGGAAAUACGGAUGACAACUUUAAAUUGGGCAUACGUUUCACAAAGAAAUCAAUGUCCUUAUACACGGACAUAAGUGGAUCGGAUAUAUUGAUUGCUUCGCCACUGGCACUUCGUAUGAUGAUUAAUGACAAGGACCAAGACUACGAUUUUCUCAAUUCAAUUGAGCUACUUAUCAUUGAUCAAGCGGAGCUGUUUAUAGCUCAGAACUGGGAGAAUCUGCUAUACGUGCUGGAUCAUUUACAUUUACAGCCGCAAAAGCUGCCAGACACAAACUGUCAGCGUGUACGCCAAUAUUGUCUCAGUGGCACAUCGCGCUUCUAUCGACAAACAUUAUUUUUCUCAUCGCACGAGCUACCCGAAUUUCGCGGGCUAUUUAAUAACAAAUGCCAUAAUUACCAGGGGAAAGUGCGAAUUAUAAAUCAAAUUGCACGAGGCGAUAUUUCUAAUGUGCUGACGCCAAUCGAACAAGUCUUUCAACGCAUCGAUUGCUCAAGUGUUGAGACGGCUUUUGAUGAUCGCUUUCAACACUUCGUUGGCCAUAUUCUUCCGGAAUGCAGCAAAUCGGGUUUAUCACAUUGUCUUUUAUACGUACCCAGCUAUUUUGACUAUGUACGUUUGAGAAAUCAUUUUAAAAAUGAAAUGAUCAAUUUCGUUCAAAUAAGUGAAUAUACAAAAAAGGAGAAAAUCUCGAGAGCAAGAGACAUUUUCUUCCACAGCGGCGCACCGUUCUUGCUAUACUCGGAGAGGGCCCACUUCUUUCGACGUACUCGCAUCAAAGGCAUACGGCAUUUAAUAUUCUACCAGCCACCAAAUUUCCCCAAUUUUUACUCGGACUUAAUUAAUUUAAUGCUUGAAGUGAACCAAAAUCCACGAGAUGGCUUACAAGAUGUAAUGAGUGUCAAAGUCUUUUACUCGAAAUUCGAUACACUUAGUUUAAGUAAUAUCGUUGGCAACGAGAAUGCUAGCAAAUUGGCACUAGGCACAAAUGAUUCAUACCUCUUUUCAAAUAAGAAAUAAUCGUUGUAAAAACUUGUUUAAAUUGAAUAAAAAUAUAUUUUAUGUGAAUUGAAUUGCAUCUUGUUUUAAGC